Folsomia candida is the source of this 2525-nucleotide messenger RNA. RefSeq names its product mannan endo-1,6-alpha-mannosidase DFG5. The transcript has 5 exons. The coding region runs from base 971 to 2446 and encodes 491 amino acids. Lineage: Eukaryota; Metazoa; Arthropoda; Collembola; Entomobryomorpha; Isotomidae. The record is from RefSeq and is a predicted model, not a curated record. Gene Ontology annotation, biological process: carbohydrate metabolic process.
AAUUCGAUCGUCAUUACAUACAUCGUAGUCACUCGGGUGUAUUCAUUUCCUAAAAAAAUAAUUUUAAAAAAUGGAGAAACUUUUAAUCUUCUCGUGUCUAGUAAUUUUAUUUUGUACUAGCGUUCUCACAGAAGAGCGACAAUAUUACGAAGAGGAAGUGGGUGCCUGGCAUUUACAUACUUUUCUCUUCGAGGUUAAAAAUUCCAGUGUGGAUGAAGCAUUAAGUUUUAGGAGGAAGCUGAGGGAAAUGAUCAAUGAUGGAAGAUUGGCAGAGUGUUCUCUCAACCAGAUUUUCAUCGGAUGGUACGGACCAUUUCCAGUUUCUCAGUAUGAAAUGUGCUGCAAUGCCACGUCCUUCAACGCUGCGCACUCCUUUAUGGCGCAAAAUCAUGGGAACUUGUCCGUGUUUAUUCAUCCACUCACCAUCUUUGAUGUCAUUGAUCACACAGAAAGGUCAUCGUGGUUAGGUCAAGAGGUUAUUUUUGACAUGGAGUGCCCAUGUUGGUAUCCAGAAUUACCCAAGCCAAAACCAUGCCCAGUUUAUCCCGAUUAUCCCGACACCCUUCCCGAAAGUAUGGAUGACUAUCAGAUUCCUUUGCCUGGAACUGAAGACUAUUGGCAUCUUAAUAAGGAUUUUGACAUUAUGAAGGACCCCUACUAAAUAUGACGUCGCUUUAACAUUUUAAUUAAGAUUAGCACAACUUAUCUAUCUUUUGUAGAGCAUGUCCAACAUGCAUGAUAAUUAAAUUGUUUGUCAACCUAUUUAUGUAUAAGAGAUAAGUGGACGAUGUCAAGCAGUUACACCUUUUUUUGCACUCAGCAUUUACAUGUUCUCGGUUUCACAGUAUAUUGCAUAUUUAUGUAACAGGAGUUUUUAGUGUAAAUAACUCUCCUUUAAAAUUGAUUCUCUCCGAGUUCAAGUAACAAACUGGCGGAGACUUUACUCAAAUUUUCGAAUUUAUUAAUCAUCAUGCACAGCAGUUUGAUAACUUUGCCCUUACUGGCAUUACUCCUAUUCGUUGGAUCACAAGCCCAAAAUUUACAUAUUUGCAAUACCCACUGUGACAACAGGGACGCUUCCGAGGUGUCCGACGGUGCCCGAGUUGUCGCCACUUCGACCAUAAAUGGGAGAGAAAUACGGCUCAUCAUCUCUGACACUGAUAACAUGGGUUUCGCCAUAAUUAUUAACGGGACAGCAAGGGACGAGGUCUGGUUGGACCGUUCCUUCGAUGCCGGCCUGAGCUGGGAAAACGGAAGUCUGUUAGGAUUCACGACAAUCCCGCAAGGAGUGAAUUAUGCCACGACAACCAUGUUCAACGUGGAUUACGACGCUGUUAAAGGUCUUGGAGCGUUAAGAGCGUGCGGGCGAGGGCUUGAUCCUAGUCCUGGACCUUUGACCUGUACGGAGUGGGCAAGAUCCAAUGUACACUCGGAAACGCGGAUUGACGCCGCAGCAACAGCUUUGAUGCAGUACUUUAAUGGUCAACUCUGGCAUACGGUGGGUUGGUGGAACGGAGCGAAUGUGCUGACAGCUCUCAUACAAUAUAUGAAAUUUACAGAUUCUCGAACCCAUUUUCACGUUAUUGAAACCGCCUACACCGAAAACCUUGACGGUUGGGAUGGAAAUUUUACCAGCGAUGCUCUCGAUGACACGGAGUGGUGGGCGCUUGCCUGGAUUGACGCCUACGACGUUACCGGGAAUCAAACUUAUUUGGCAAUGGCACAGUUUGAUGCGGAUUAUAUUUAUCAAUAUGUCGACUCUGUUUGUGGUGGAGGGGUGUGGUGGAGCACGGCCAGAACGUACAAGAACGCUAUCACGAACGAAUUGUACAUCCAACUCGCGGCCGCGUUACACAACCGAAUUCCCGGCGAUACUAAAUACCUCGCCCAAGCGAUCGAAAUUUGGGAGUGGUUCAAGCAGAGUGGAAUGAUCAAUGAGGAAAGCUUGAUCAAUGAUGGACUCCGAGACGACUGCACGAGUAAUAGGGAUACGACUUGGACAUAUAAUCAGGGCGUCAUUCUCGGAGCGUUGGUCGAACUCUACAGGGCGACGAAUGAUUCGACCUAUUUGUCGGAAGCAACUACAAUUGCAGAUGCGGUUCUGCAGAGUCCAAUUUUAACAAGAAAUGGAGUCUUGACUGAACCUUGUGAAUAUUCUGGCCAAGUCGGAUGCGGAGAUCACACUGGGGGCUGUGAUUGCAAUCAGAUCGCAUUCAAGGGAAUUUUCCUCCGUCAUUUGGGCGAACUAAACCGAAAUUUGGGGUCAAAUGGCCAAGGUCCUUAUCAAGCGUAUCUGAACCGACAGGCUGAUACCACGUACGCCUCUAACCGAAAUAUUCUAAAUCAGUAUGGAAUUCACUUUGCCGGACCACUCGAAGACAUCAAUGCUUCGACACAACAAAGCGGUUUGGAGGCAUUCACUGCAACAUUGUUUCCAAGAUUUUAAGUCAAUUAGACACAAGAAUGAGUUUUAUUUGCUUUAUUGCCAUUCAUGAAAUAAAAUCUUCCGAGAAACUGAAAAUAUA